Exophiala spinifera is the source of this 2328-nucleotide messenger RNA. RefSeq lists its product as uncharacterized. NCBI's taxonomy places the organism in Eukaryota, Fungi, Ascomycota, Eurotiomycetes, Chaetothyriales, Herpotrichiellaceae. Bases 1 to 2328 code for a protein of 775 amino acids. Gene Ontology annotation, molecular function: mRNA binding; poly(A) RNA polymerase activity. The transcript has 4 exons. The record is from RefSeq and is a predicted model, not a curated record. Gene Ontology annotation, biological process: RNA 3'-end processing. Gene Ontology annotation, cellular component: nucleolus; TRAMP complex.
AUGGAUUCCUAUCGUCCUCGCGGCGGCGGCGACGGUGACUAUCGCCCGCGACCAGGACCUGAUUAUGGCAAUGGAGAUUCUUAUCGUCCUGGCUGGCGCGAUGACAGCUUCAGACCCCCACCACGCGAUGCCAAUGAAUCUAACGGAAUGUACUAUUUUCGAGGAUCUCGGGAUGAAGACUUCCGGCGGAGAGAACCGUACCGUUCUAGACAAAGAGAGCCUUUCAGGCGGAACGCACCUCACCGAGGCGAUCAUUUUCGACAUCCCAAAGUGGCCGAGCGACCGCUACUGAGGCUCGCACACCGGCAAGAAGACUCCUCUCUAAUCGAUCCGAAUGCAGAUUUCAAGUUCCGCAACGUCGAAGAUCUCACUGACAGUGAAGAGGAGGCUAUGGCUGUUUCUGACAACGAGGAGCCUGCAAGGUCUACAAAGCGAGCACGUCUUGAGGAUGACGAUGCAAUCGCAGAGUCUUCAAAGGCUAGAUGGUCAAAUCCUGACCCCUACACUGCUCUGCCGCCUCCGAGUGAAGCAGCUGCCAAGCGGACUGAUGUACUCAGACUCAUACGGAAGGCGCGCAUCGACGCGAACCUCCGUUCGGAAAGUGCUUCUGAACAAGCAGACUUCAUUUCGUUCGACAUGGAUGACACUGAGACCUCCGUCCCCGAAAGUCUUCCAACGCUACCCGUUAUGGGUGCCGCCUCUUCUCAGCCUGUAGCGCCAGUCCAGCCGUCAGCCGUCCCAGUCCAGGCACCAGGUGUUGUCGACGAUGGUGUCCUCGGGAAGAGAAAGAGAGGAGAUGAUAUUGGCAAGCACACUGGAAAAUCACAGAUGCCCGCUUCAUAUUAUGGUGAUCGAUUUGUACGGAAAGAGUGGUAUAAGUCCGCAAGCACGUCAUCCACACCGUGGCUGUCGACAGAAAGCUCGUCAGACCUUGCCGGAGUAGCCCUCCACAAAGAGAUCAUUGACUUCUACAACUGGGUCAAACCGAAGCCCUAUGAACAGGAAGUUCGUGAUGAGGUUUUCCAGCGCUUGCGUCGAGAAUUUCGGCGUUGCGGACCCCCAGGCGAUCUUUAUGCCUUCGGUUCGUAUGCUGCUGGCCUCUACCUGCCCACGGGCGAUAUGGAUAUCGUGUAUAUCACAUCGACCAUGAGACCAGGGGCACCUCCAAGUCGAGAGGCAGCUCGUCCACUUAUACGAAGAUUCCACGACUUUUUGAGGAGCCAGAGAAUUGCCAAACCUGGAAGUAUUCUGGCGAUUCUCGGAGCGAAGGUACCACUUCUGAAAUUCGUUGAUAGAAUCAGCGGAUUGAAAAUCGAUCUUUCUUUCGAUAACGAUAGUGGCAUCACCGCCAUUGAGACAUUUCAUCGGUGGAAGAAUGCCUAUCCAGCAAUGCCUAUCAUUGUGUCUAUUGUCAAACAAUACUUAAUGAUGCGUGGUCUCAAUGAUGUAUCCACUGGUGGACUGGGUGGUUUCUCCACCAUUUGCCUGGUGACGAGUCUUCUUCAGCACUUGCCUGUCUUGACAGAACCGUUAAAUCUCGGCGAGGUGCUGCUGGAGUUUUUCAACCUCUACGGGAAUAUUUUUGACAGACGUGACACUGCCAUCCGAAUGGAACCGCCUGCAUAUUUGGACAAGAGCACCUACCUGCCUCAGCUGCUUAAAAAAGAUAAGUCUGACUCCCGACUCACCAUCAUCGACCCCAACCGGCCAGAUAACAACAUUUCGGGCGGAACGAACCAGAUUGCCGAUAUUACCAGAUGUUUUUCAUCAGCACAUCAAGCGCUCCUAGGACGGCUCGACAUGUACGACAUGCAGUACCCGAAAAGCUCUCCUGUUAGCUUUCUGGAGUGUCUAUUAGGAGGCAAUUUUUCUUCGUAUGAAUCGCAGAGAAAGAUACUCUACGACUUGAGUCUGAAGCUUCUUCCGCCACCGAGUUCGUUGACAUCGUACUCGUCCAAAGCAGAAACUACCAAGUCAAACACAUCUGCAUCUCUACCGGCUCCGCCAAGUCAUCCCCUGCCACAGAAGCCUCAUUGGGAAACACAAUCAGCGGGGAACCUAGGAUCCGGAUCAGCUGCCCAGCAGAGUGCCUUGAACGGCAACAACGAAAAUAUGCCCAACGGAGAGGUGGAAAAAGAUGAAUCGAAACUGUCGAGUAGUGAGAAGCGAGCUUUACGGUUCAAGCGAUUGCGUCCAGACUUGGCCUCCUCGGUUGGUCGCACUUUGGGGCCAGCGCAGGCUAUGAGCCUCGGGGGUUAUCUGUCCAAAGACGCCAUGCAUAAGGACCUCAACACUCGCGAACUUGCAUUGAACAGUAAGAAGAAAUGA